AAUAAUCAUUUGUUGUAGUGUUUUGAUCGUGUGGAGUUGUCAAAAGGCAUCGCUGCCAGCCAGCGUCAGGAGGCAGCUGAGUGUCCUCGCCAUGACCACCUCCCUCGACCCCCACGAUACUUGUUUACACCGCUCACACUCUUUAAUAGGAAAUGGAGUUCAACAAUGUGGAAAUGCUUUGGAUUGUGAGACAACUCCAAGAUACUUUAUUCGGCCAUUUAAGGAGGGUGCAGCCACACUGUCAUCAUUUCAGACUUUUAUCAAAGAAGUAACUUGGCUUUUUCGUCAGCGAGACGCCCAGCAGACACUCUUUCUUGUGGCUAUUAACCUCUUGACCACCCUUCUCCUACUUUCAUGGUGUCAUGCUACAUGUAGUAUGGCACUUUUGGCAUACACAUACCUGUCAUGGUUCAGUCUCUUGAGUUUGAUUACCUGCCUGGUGUGUGUGUGGGCAGAAGGUCAACGUGCAUCUCAUACAUUCACAUAUGGCUAUUUAAGAUGUGAGGCCCUUGCAGUAUUUUCUUCUGUCACUCUCUCUCUACUUGGUGCAGUUAUCAUUGUUAAAGAAAGCAUUGAGAGAUUAUUUGCACCAGAAAUGGUUCAUACAGGAAUGUUAAGUAUUGGUGGUAUGAUUGGUUUGGUGCUGCACCUGGGCAUGACCAGCCUGGCCCACAACCCUCCUCUUACACAGGUGUUGAGAGCGUCCCAGUCAUCACUUCUUCAAGAGCAUGUUGCUGAUAUGUGCCAGAGUCUCUGCAACUAUGUUCCAGCUUUAACAAGAAUCCUUCUACCAAGAGUGGAUCCAGUUGUUUUAAUAUCAAUUGCUGGAUUUCUAGCAAUAUUAACAGAUCAUCUAAUUCUUCAGAUGUACAACUAUCAAGCAGCAGAUAGUGUGGCAGCAUUAAUCAUUGCCAUCCUCACCAUCACCACAAUGUUUCCACUGUGUGUGUGCUCGGCCAGCAUACUGCUCCAGACCACCCCAGUUAGCAUUUUUGCUCAGCUGGAUAAAUGCUUACGUGAAGCACUUACCUUGGAUGGAGUUUUAGAAUUUCGUCAUGAAACUUUUUGGACACUGGGUGUGGAAAGUCCACGCUGUAGAGUAUCACAGCUAUGUAAAGAUCCCAGUGGGUUCAUACUAACUGGCAGCCUUCAUGUAAGAAUUCGUCGUGAUGCUAAUGAGCAAAUGGUGUUAGCUCAUGUAAGAGAAAGAAUAUCCCCUUUGGUUCCAUUGUUGACAGUGCAGGUCUUCAAGGAUGACUGGACACGUAGUUCAACCACUCUGCAGCUUUUGAACGACUCAGCACGAACUUUAGCCACUUCGCCUACACACUCGCCGCACUAUGUCAAUGUUACUUACCCCCAAGUUUAUGCACCUAAUAAAACUCCUGGAGGUAGCUCCUCUUUGCAAGCUCAGGCAAUUUAUCCAUCCCUUCCAUUCACUCCAUAUUCCCCUUCAGUAGCUCAGGGACAAGGAACAUACAGUUCACCUUCCCUCGUGUUGUCUCCCAACAUCCCUGAAACUUCCUUUGUUCAAAAUUUUACUGAAGAAAUCAACAGGAAUCCUUUAGACAUGAGAAGUCCCAUAAAGCAUGAUCAGAACCAUAUAGAGGAGGAAUUUAACACAUCAGUUUCUGGGUUAUAUGGGAAAUUGAAUUCAGAAGGUUGCAGAAACUCUCCUGCCUGGUUAACAGGAAGAUUGGGAAGAAACUCAAUUAGUUUACAGGACUGGAGAUCUGAGAAUAAAGCAUAUUUAGGUAGGGAAGUUCACAGUCAAAAAACAUCUCCAUAUUAUGUGAAUGUAGAUUUCUCUAGCAGAUCAAGUAUGUUGUGUACUGCCAAAGAAAUGUCAGAAAAUAGUAUUAGUAGCAAUAAUGUAAAUCACAGUCCAAGAUAAUAUUUAUUCUUAGGUUAGCAUUUUAUAUUUUGUAUGGUAAUGUAUUUUACAAGUCCCCAUAAUUGAAUGGGUUUCCUUUAUAUUCAUUGUACCAUUGUUGUAUGCAUUUUGUAACGAUGAUACUGGUUCCUGAGUAAUUAAGGUUUUAAUUUGUAAACAAAAGAUGUGAGUAUAUGAUAUAUAAAGGGGUAGAGCUGUACUAGUUCAAAGCAGGUGGAGUGAUUGCUGCUGUGUGCGCAUGUAUCGAAAUCAUGGUAAUGACCAUCGACCCCUCUGUAUAAUACUGCAAGUGCAACUUGCUUCACUCUAGGCCAAACAAAGAAAAGAUACACUGUACAUUUUGUAUUUUUCUUGUUCUUCAAGUACUGUAUUUUUAUUACUAGAAGUUACAAUACAAAAUAAAUAUAUAUAUAUAUUGACAGCAAUUUUUAAAAGCAAAGAUGACAUUUAUUCUCUAUCCCCACUAUUGAAACUAUUUAAAUAUUUUAUAAAAGGUACAAUAUACACAUUGUUUGAAUUGGUCUCACUGCAAGUGAUUUAAAAUGUUCAUGUAAUUAUGUUUUGUACAAGAAUGAUAUUUUUGUGUGUUCAAUAUUUCUCAUUAGCAAUUAAACAUUUUAUUGACAUUUUAGUUGCACAUUACCCAAUGUUGCUCAGAUUUUAUGACAAUAUAAUUUAGGUUUUUAGUGAUAGUAUUACUGUAUAUAUGAUAUAAGCCCAGUUCACACUCAAAUAAUGCUAUUUCUUGUCCUGCUCAGUUCUUGAAAACAAAUUUGUUUAGUUAAGUUUGUCAAUUUUGUUGUGCUGGAAGGACAGGGUAUCUGAACUCAUUGUAGCAAUGGUUUCCUAUUAGGAUAUAUUUACUGUUCUUACUUUCAACAUUUAUUAUCUGUCCAAGUUGUAAAAAGUAGCAAUUUGUUUGCUGAAGACACUUGUUUGAUGCUACGUCUUCCUUGUCUGGCAUACAAAUGUUAAACUUGGUAACUUAGAAUCUGUGGAUGAUUAUAUGCUGCAGUAUUUGAACCUGGCUUUUAUUAUUUGGCAUACAAAUAUAAUUUUGUGUUAACUUAAUAUAAAGGUAAACUUGAGCAUGCUGCAUGACUUGGUAGAUAAUGUACCUGAUAGUUUAUGCAUGUGUAUCUGUAUUUAUUUGUGUACAAUAAUUUUUACCAGAGAAUGUUUAUGAAGAACUAUUUUCAUAUUCUAUGCCCACUUAGGAGUGUAAAUUUGUUUAAACCUUAAAUAUAAAGCAUUGGAAGUAUA
This is a messenger RNA of Procambarus clarkii (red swamp crayfish), 3157 nucleotides long. Lineage: Eukaryota; Metazoa; Arthropoda; Malacostraca; Decapoda; Cambaridae. The record is from RefSeq and is a predicted model, not a curated record.